Thyridium curvatum is the source of this 1062-nucleotide messenger RNA. RefSeq lists its product as uncharacterized. Lineage: Eukaryota; Fungi; Ascomycota; Sordariomycetes; Thyridiales; Thyridiaceae. The transcript has a single exon. The record is from RefSeq and is a predicted model, not a curated record. The coding region runs from base 1 to 1062 and encodes 353 amino acids.
AUGAUCUCGCCUCCCCAGGUCCUCAAGAUCAGGCUGCCCGAAACCCCGCCGGCGUCGCCUCCGGAUGUGAAGCGUCCGCCGAGGCUCUCCCCAAGGAGGCCCGGGUAUAGCCCCGGGGACGAAUUUGACCUGCCCUUGCGCCUACGCAGUCCACUCGGUCCGAGUGCUCCCAGAGAUCUCCCGGGAGUGCUGGCCACGGUGGCUUCUACCCGGAGCACAUCUGUGCAGACGAACGAGACAGAUAGCCGCCAGACGGAGAUUCCGGUACAAUACCGAUCCAUGGCAACCCAGACCGACAAGGUCUACAUUAUACCCGGGACCACCGCCACCGCGAGUCCACAGUUCCUGCUCAGCAGUCGCGUCCUCUCCAGAGCAGACAGCUGGGACCAGUCCCCGGAAGAGGCCCCGAGCACCGCCAGCCCGCCCUCGAGCCCGACGGGGGCCGACCAGCCCAGGCCGCCGUGCCUCAACGGGAAGCCCGUGUCGGCACCCGAGAUCGAGAGCCUGGCCGCCCGCAUCGCGGCCUACGACCUCUCGGGCCAGCGGGAAACGAGGGCGGCCCCGUCAGCAGACGUGCCGCAGAUAGACUGGCGGUCCGGGGCGGCCGAGUUCUGGAAAGGCCAGGUCGAGCCGCUGGCUAUUCUGCUCGGCGGCGGCGGCGGCGGCAGGGCCGACAGGAUUGUCAUCUCUGCGGGAACGCUGGGGCCGCCGUGGAAGGCGGCGGCGGAGAUCCGGGGGCGGUUGCCGGAUGCGAUGUUUCGGUAUGUCCUGCCGGCGUCGCAUGGGCUCGGGGUUGAUGAUGAUGGGUGGGAGGAUGUCGCGGAGGAUAACGGCAUUGAUAGGACCGGCACGGCACCUGAAGCGAAGAAGCGGCGGCGGGAAGAGCAGAACGUCCGUGGCGGCGGUCGUGGGAAGCGCAGCAAGGUGGUGAUGAGUCCAGGGUCGCUGGGUGUGGUGUCGUCACAUACUCUUGGUGGCCGCGAGGCAGCGAUAUCUGAGGACUGUAGUGAGUGGAUGAUAGAACUCGAUUUACCUGGCUGGGAACUGGGGAGUCUGUGGUAA